GAAACUGAUGUCAUUUUGGCUCUGAAAUCGAAGGUUUAUAACGUCGCCCUAUAAUGUUUUCGAGCCGACAUGGCACCGUCAGUCCGGUAGUGUCAUUUGGACCUCUACAGCAGAACUGGGAAGGAUCUUUUGCAAGCCGCGCUUAAGCGACGCGUAUUAUAGAAACAAAGGAUGGUGAGGGUGGUGUUCCUUCACCCUGACCUGGGUAUCGGGGGGGCGGAACGGCUGGUGGUGGACGCCGCCGUGGCGUUGCGCUCCAAAGGCUGUGCUGUGCAGAUCUGGACCGCCCACUACGACCCCCAGCACUGCUUCUCCGAGACCCGUGACCCUGACCUCCCAGUGGUCUGCGCGGGCGACUGGCUGCCGACUAGUGUCUUUGGCUACUUCCACGCCCUGUGUGCUUACCUGCGCAUGGUCUACGUGGCCCUCUACCUCGUCUUCUUCAGCGGGGUGGAGUUUGAUGUUGUGUUCUGUGACCAGGUGUCGGCUUGCAUCCCUGUGCUAAGGCUGGCCCGCCAGAGGAAGAAGGUCCUGUUCUACUGCCACUUCCCUGACCAGCUGCUAACCCAGCGUCGCUCUGCCCUGAAGAGGCUCUAUCGGGCUCCCAUCGACUGGCUGGAGGAGCGCACCACUGGCAUGGCGGACUGCGUGGUGGUCAACAGCCGAUUCACCGCCGGGGUCUUCAGGCGCACCUUCAAGAGCCUGUCGGCCGUCCACACCGACGUCCUCUACCCCUCCCUCAACCCGGCGGCCUUCGACUCCGAGGUGGAGGACCUGGACGGCCUGGUCCCUGAGACGACGUGGAUGUUCCUCUCCAUAAACCGCUACGAGCGCAAGAAGAACCUGCCCCUGGCCUUGCGGGCCCUGGACGCGCUCCACAGGAGGCUGACCCCAGAGCAGUGGGGGAGGGUCCACCUGGUGAUGGCGGGCGGCUACGACGAUCGCGUGGCGGAGAACGUGGAGCACUACGCCGAGCUCAAAGAUCUGGCCUCCAGCCUGGCCCUGGGGGACAACAUCACCUUCCUGCGCUCCUUCUCAGACCGGCAGAAGACCUCCCUGCUCCACCACUGCACCUGCGUCCUCUACACGCCCAGCAACGAGCACUUUGGCAUUGUCCCGGUGGAGGCCAUGUACACGCGGUGCCCGGUCAUCGCCGUGAACUCCGGCGGCCCGCUGGAGUCCGUCGCCGACAAGGAGACGGGCUUCCUCUGCGAGCCCGAGGCGGAGAGCUUCGCCGGGGCCAUGGAGAAGUUCAUCAGGAACCCUCGGCUCCAGCAGGAGAUGGGCGAGGCCGGCAGGCAGAGGGUGCUGGAGAGGUUUUCCUUGGAGGCCUUUGCUAACCAGCUGCACAAGUACAUCCUAAGACUGACAGAGUAGCACUCCAUGUUCAAUAGACCCCAACCCUGGUCCUAGAGAGCCACAGGGUUUUCUGCUUUUCGUAGUUUCUCAACACUUAAUUGAUCAAAGAAAGCAGUUGAUUACUCAGAAGUUAUCUUCCCUGCUUUCUUGGAUCUGAAAUGGUUACUGAUUUUUAGGGUGAAAAUGAAAACCAGCAGACCCUGCGGCUCUCCGGGACUAGAGUGUGAGACCCGUGGCAAUACAGCACUCCAGAAGGGUGCCCGAGACACUGCUGAAGGUGCUUCAGCAGCAUUCCCUGGGAGCUGUUGCUCGGGAAAGACACACAAAGAAAUCUCCGACCCUUUAAAUGGGGGACUGUCAUUAACCGCAGAUAUGACGAGGGCUGGAACAGGACAAGAGAGAACAAUAGGGGUGGAGCUGUCAGCCUGGGAGAAUAUGUCUGACAGAGCUCGUAACGAGUUCGUCCACUGCUUGCAUUCAUCUACAGUUUUGGUACUGAGUUACAGCAGCCUCUGUGUCUCUUCUUCUCAUCACAGACCGUUAAGAAGUCCCUUAAAAAAAUUAUGCUGGAAAUCUUUUUUGCUCAGCCUAGUUUGAGCUUUGUUCAAUUGUAAUAAUGACAGAAAUAAAGGAUAGGACCAAAACUUUGGAGAGAAUAACUUCUUAUUUUUCUCUGUUUUAUUUAAACUUGUUAAACAAUGCAGUGACUCAAUGGGUUUACUCUCUCAGAGAUCUAAUUAUAUUCCAUAAUAAAAAAUUAUUUAAUGACUGUAA
This is a messenger RNA of Anguilla anguilla (European eel), 2133 nucleotides long. It is a transcript of the gene alg2, whose product is annotated as ALG2 alpha-1,3/1,6-mannosyltransferase. The coding region runs from base 172 to 1377 and encodes 401 amino acids. Gene Ontology annotation, molecular function: alpha-1,3-mannosyltransferase activity; GDP-Man:Man(1)GlcNAc(2)-PP-Dol alpha-1,3-mannosyltransferase activity. The record is from RefSeq and is a predicted model, not a curated record. The transcript is spliced from 3 exons. NCBI's taxonomy places the organism in Eukaryota, Metazoa, Chordata, Actinopteri, Anguilliformes, Anguillidae.